Exaiptasia diaphana is the source of this 469-nucleotide messenger RNA. RefSeq lists its product as uncharacterized. The transcript is spliced from 3 exons. The record is from RefSeq and is a predicted model, not a curated record. Lineage: Eukaryota; Metazoa; Cnidaria; Anthozoa; Actiniaria; Aiptasiidae. The coding region runs from base 88 to 438 and encodes 116 amino acids. Gene Ontology annotation, cellular component: extracellular region. Gene Ontology annotation, molecular function: hormone activity.
CCUAUAUAUCACUAAAACAAACACGAAAAGUAUAAAAURAGCUUUUGUUUAUUCUAUACCUUGCUCAUUUACCACCAAUUGAACAAGAUGUUAUGCUCUAAGCACUCUCCAUUUCUAUUUAUGGUCACAAUGAGUCUACUCUUAACACUGGCUACAUUAGAUAUCGCACAUGCUAUCUUCAACGAACAAGGCUACGGCCACAAAACAUUUGAAUCAACACGUUCCAUAGACUACCAUCUUUGUGGAGAUGAUAUUUACUUUGCGUUACGAUGGGUAUGUCACGCCUACGAUCGCAGAGGCAAGAGGGAAGUCAAAGUUGUGAGAACGAAAGCCAGUGAGUUCCUUAAAAGUCGACGGAGGCGGUCAGCAGCCUACAAUAUGGUUGAGGAAUGCUGUCUUGAAGGAUGUGAAUAUGAAGAAGUACAGGAAUAUUGUUGAUCCUAAGAAACAAAAUGAAUAAAUAUAUUUG